Notodromas monacha is the source of this 1944-nucleotide messenger RNA. Lineage: Eukaryota; Metazoa; Arthropoda; Ostracoda; Podocopida; Cyprididae. The record is from the annotation of a GenBank genome assembly.
AUGGGCAACAAAGUGUCCUAUUCGUCAGCGUCAGACGGCGACCCGACAUCCUGGGUAACAGCAGCAGCAGCAGCAACCCAAGCAUCGUCCUUCCCAACUGCAUCAAGUUCGCAUUACCCGUUCGUCGUCGUCGACUACGACAGGGACACCAGCAACGACACGUUUGGCACUCUCGUCGCGCGUGCCGACGACAUUUUCGGCGCAGUUUACGACGCCGCCACGGUCUUCGUCACGGCUCCACCCCCACCACCGCUAGCAGCGCUGACGUCGACGUCGCCAGCUGUGACAUUUGCCGCCUCGUCGUCAACCGACGCUUAUUAUGCCGGCGCGGAUUUGGCGGAUAAUCGCACUCGUCAGCUCCUGGGAUUAUACUGGGCUGGGAACAGUACGACGACCACGACGGCCUUCUGGGACACCGUGGUCACGCAGCAACCAAAUGCGGUGUCAUCCUCGUCACAACAUUCGACGGGUUCCUUUGAAGCUCAAGUGACGAUCGUCACCUAUUCCAUUAUAUUCUUCUUGUCGUUCCUGGGCAAUCUCUUGGUUCUCGUGACGUUGGGACUCAACCGACGUUUGAGAUCCGUCACUAACCUUUUUCUCCUAAAUUUGGCUGUUGCCGAUUUGCUCCUGGGAGUUCUGUGCAUGCCUGCAACACUCGUUGGUUCCCUGCUGAGGGAUUUCAUUUUCGGAGCAUUCAUGUGCAAAGUCAUUCCGUACUUGCAAGCUGUCUCCGUUUCCGUGGGCGUGUGGACAUUAGUUGCAAUUUCUUUAGAAAGGUACUUCGCUAUUUGUCGUCCACUGACUUCAAGAACUUGGCAAACACGAUCACACGCGUAUAAGGUCAUUGCUUUCGUCUGGCUUCUGGCUUUCAGCCUGAGUUCCCCAAUUGCCGUGAUGAGCGAGUUGCUUCCGAUCAAAGACACAGGUCGUCACAAGUGCAGGGAAGUGUGGCCCGAACACGUGAGUGAGAAGGUGUUCGACGUGUUUUUAGUAAUGGUUUUGUUGCUGGCGCCGCUGGUCAUUAUGUCAGGAAUGUAUUCGCUGAUCGCUGCUAAACUCUGGACAGGCAUGAGGAGAGAGCAACAACAUUCCACUGUUAUCACCGAGUCAGGUCGGUAUAAUGACUUGAACAGGGUCAAUGACCCAGACCAGCAGCGCCAACAGGUCGACGGAGGUGAAACAAUCGUCAGUGGUUAUGAUUUCCCGCUAAAUGGCACAAUUUAUUCCACGAAACGUUGUCUGGUUGUGAGAUGGAAGCCUCCUCAAGGUUCUGGCUGCAGUGCAAAUGGAGACGCAACAAUCAUGCCUGCUUCAGCGCCAUCUAAUGGUGGGAACAACAACAACGGGAACAACGCCUGUUGCACGCCCGAUGACCCCUCUUCCACUGGUGGCCGGUCUUGCGGUCGGUACUCGCCGCAACCCCCGUCCGCCGCUGCUUGCAAACUGUAUUCCGCUCAUCCCAUCCGCAACCACAACGCGGAAAGGAGCAUCCAGUCCAAACGGAAGGUCAUCCAGAUGCUCUUUGUCAUCGUGCUGGAGUUCUUUGUCUGCUGGGUUCCGCUCUACGUCAUGAACACCUGGGCCUUGUUUGACGCUGCGAGUGUGUACAAGGCUCUCGGGCCCCUGGGCGUCAAUAUGAUUCAACUCCUGGCAUACUUGUCCAGCUGCUGCAACCCAAUAACCUACUGCUUCAUGCACCGCAAGUUCCGACGCGCCUUCUGGGAACUGAUACGGUGUCGGAAAUGCACGGUGCCGGCGCCACCGGCGUACCGCCAGAACUCGUUUUCCAUGGCUUCGGCGCCGGAUAUCCGCACAACCAGCGUCAAUAACGGGCGGGCCAGUUACCUGGUGCGUCCUCAACUCACUGCCGUUAUUGGGGGCGUCAUGACCACCACCUUCAACAACAAGAGUGACGUGAUGGGCAUCGAGGACCACGAGGUGUGA